This is a messenger RNA of Aspergillus clavatus NRRL 1, 1050 nucleotides long. RefSeq names its product putative vesicle-mediated transport protein Vid24. The coding region runs from base 1 to 1050 and encodes 349 amino acids. Gene Ontology annotation, biological process: negative regulation of gluconeogenesis; proteasome-mediated ubiquitin-dependent protein catabolic process; protein targeting to vacuole. The transcript has 3 exons. Lineage: Eukaryota; Fungi; Ascomycota; Eurotiomycetes; Eurotiales; Aspergillaceae. Gene Ontology annotation, cellular component: extrinsic component of membrane; GID complex. The record is from RefSeq and is a predicted model, not a curated record.
AUGCCGACACCGAGUGACAACACAUCUCCUCUGAUUGCUGCUUCGAUCGCUCCGGACAUCUCCUCUCACGCGACCUGUCCCCCUGAAGUCGACAGAUUGCCUUCCUGGAGAGAUUCCUCUGAGCUGUCCACUGCUACAGAGAGCGAUGUCCCUGACAAUGCCUUGUCGCCCGCAAUGCCCUCAGCGCAAUCCCUCUUGACGGCUCGAUCAGACGAAUCUGUUACCCAGUCGGAUACAGAUGCCCCAGCGGAAGGGACGACUCCAAGCGCUCCAAUCAAGGACAUGACGAGAUCCAAUGAUGGACCUGCGAUGGGAAGAUUGAGCCCUACCGGCCAACGAGCGUGCUUGGCGAAACCAUCAUCUACAGUCCCAUCGCCAUCGACGGCCUCCCUUCUAAGUUAUGAAUUUUCUAAUAUUCGGGUUCGUGAAAUCCGAAUGAUACGCUGCACUUCUUUUCUCACUGACCGGUUAAAGCUUCUUCCUAAUUACACCUCUUCUUUCCUUCGCCCGGGGAGCAAAUUCACCGGUACACAACAGUCGGACCGCCAAGUGUACAACGUCGAUGUGGAGAUCAAACAUGUAGACAUGGCAGAGUCGUAUCUUUGCGGUUAUCUCCGCAUACAAGGCCUCACAGAAGAUCAUCCUACCUUGACGACAUUCUUUGAAGGAGAAAUCAUCGGAACCAAGCACACAUUCAAGACCAGAAAUGAAGCAUGGGGUGCAACGGAGAAGACCGAUAUGCACCAUUGGGCGAGAUUCCCUGCCUGGCGGCCCCUCGCCAAACAGGCGAAGAAGCCCGAUUUCACCUACUGGAACUUUGCAGAGCGUGAACAUAUAUUCAUGCGAUGGAAGGAGUAUUUUCUCGUUCCUGAUCACCGCGUGCGGACGAUUUCAGGCGCAAGUUUUGAAGGGUUUUACUACAUCUGCUUCAACCAGAUCGAAGGAAGCGUGACUGGCAUCUACUUUCAUGCAAAGAGCGAAAAGUACCAGCAGCUGGAACUUAAACACGUCGAAGACCACGGCUGCACCCCAGCAAUGGAAUUCCGCUGA